Molecule: messenger RNA, 1835 nt
Organism: Corylus avellana
Lineage: Eukaryota; Viridiplantae; Streptophyta; Magnoliopsida; Fagales; Betulaceae
Biological process (GO): spliceosomal snRNP assembly
Cellular component (GO): SMN complex
Molecular function (GO): protein binding; RNA binding
Source: RefSeq, a predicted model, not a curated record
UUCUUCUUGCGCCUAGCCCUUGCCACACUGCUCUGCUCUCUAACAUAUAUAGAUUUUCAUUUUUGUUUUUUGUUUUUUAUUUUCUGUAAUUUUGCUAUAGCUUCGAUUCACUCAGAGCCAUUGUAGAGGGUUAGGAGGUGCGGAUUCACGCAUAGCUCGCCAUUUUCAUUUCCGAGGAUUCCAAGAACCAGCGUUUCCCACCUGUGUCAAAUACCGCCAUUUCUCCCAUUAAUCCCGCAAAAUUUUACUUCUUAAGCUCUUGAUCUUCAUUUCGCAGACCUUGCUUCAGUAAUCACUAAUCAAUUUCCGGUUUCGAUUUCGUGUAAAUUUGUUAGGGUUAGGGUUUUUUUUAUUUGGGUUCAAUUCCUUAAUUACAGAUCACAUCAGAAAAGAAAAGAAAAGAAAAGAAAAUAAUUUGUUAAUUAGGUUAUUGGAUUUUGUUGGUGUUUGUAAGUGAUGGAUAAGAAAAGGGUAGCUGUCCCGCUGGUGUGCCACGGCCAUUCCCGGCCAGUAGUGGAUCUGUUUUACAGCCCGGUUACUCCCGAUGGGUUCUUCCUCAUCAGCGCGAGCAAAGAUUCUAAUCCAAUGCUCAGAAAUGGAGAGACUGGGGAUUGGAUUGGGACAUUUGAGGGACAUAAGGGUGCGGUGUGGAGUUGCUGCUUGGAUACUAAUGCUUUACGCGCUGCUACUGGUUCUGCGGACUUCACUGCGAAAAUUUGGGAUGCAUUAACAGGUGAUGAGUUGCACUCAUUUGAACACAAGCACAUUGUUCGAGCCUCUGCUUUUUCAGAGGACACACACCUUUUACUUACUGGGGGAAUAGAAAAAAUUCUUCGUAUGUAUGAUUUAAAUCGCCCAGAUGCACCUCCAACGGAAGUGGAUAAGUCUCCUGGGUCAGUCAGAACUGUUGCAUGGCUCCAUAGUGAUCAGACAAUAUUAAGUUCUUGUACUGAUAUGGGGGGUGUAAGAUUAUGGGACAUAAGAAGUGGUAAAAUUGUCCAAACACUUGAGACCAAGUCAUCUGUGACUAGUGCCGAAGUGAGUCAAGAUGGUCGUUAUAUCACAACUGCCGAUGGGUCUACUGUUAAAUUCUGGGAUGCAAACUACUUUGGGUUAGUGAAGAGUUACAACAUGCCAUGCACAGUAGAGUCGGCUUCCUUGGAACCAAAGUAUGGGAAUAAGUUUAUUGCUGGAGGAGAAGAUAUGUGGAUUCGGGUAUUUGAUUUUCAUACUGGUGAAGAGAUUGCAUGCAAUAAAGGUCACCAUGGCCCUGUACACUGUGUGCGUUUCUCACCAGGAGGGGAAUCAUAUGCCUCUGGAUCUGAGGAUGGAACCAUUAGAAUAUGGCAGACUGGCCCCUUGACCCAAGAUGACGCCGAGGCACUCACAGCAAAUGGAUCAGCUGGAAAGGUGAAGGUAACCGCAGAAGAGGUUUCACGCAAGAUUGAAGGAUUUCAGAUUGAAGAUGAGGGAAACCCCAGAGAGAAGGAAGAGGCGGGGAACGAGUGACAUGGAGUGACAUGGCCGACUACUAUAUUGCCCAUUGCUGGCCAUAUUGCUUUGCUGUUCUAGAUGUUACUUCAUGCUAUGGGAUAUGGACUGAAGUCGCUGAAGUGAACCUUUUUUUUGUACAAUUUAGUUAAUGCUGCAUUGCAUAGAGAUAUGGAUCAGACCAAAUCAACAGCUAUCUCACCAGAUCUCCGCCCUAUUCUUAUUUAUAUUAUGGUAGGUUGUAUAAUGGAAGACCGCUGAUCAGGUGGUGUCGAGUCCUGUCUCCAUCCGGACAGCCUUAUCCUGGACAUUUGUUGAAAUCCAUAGAAAACGUGAUUUAUUUU